GGUUGGAGAUUACUUUGAAAGACACCGGAAGUAGAAUCACUUUGUUGUGCUAGCUUGAUUCUUCUGACUUGCUUGUGAUUUAGGUUUUGUUAGCUAAUCUGGCUAGCAGAUGUCGACUGAUUGAACUUAUAUUCAGAUGAAUUUAUGCGCAUAAAACAGUUUAUACGCCACUCCUAGUUAAAGGGGAGGAUGGCACAUCGACGUAGUCCACCUCAGCCGUCCCAGAGGACGGAGUACCUGGAGCCUGAUAAUGAUUCCGACAGGGACUCAGGUGUUGGGGAGGAUGCAGGGGAGGAUGCUGACAGUCACCAUGGAAGCACAGUAACCGAAGAUGAGAACGGCAGCAUGCAAGAUGGCACAGAAGAAAGCAGAGAUGUGGGGAGAGAUUCUACGGUUUUCGUUGCUUUUCAAGGGAAUAUGGAGGAUGAGGACUUCACACAUAAACUUGAAACUAUCCUCAAUGGGAUACCAAACAUGCUUGAUAUGGGUCCUGAUAGGUUACAGCCACAGCAUGUGGAGCCAUGGAACAGUGUUCGGGUUACCUUCAACAUUCCUAGGGACGCUGCUGAGCGGCUCAGAUUGUUGGCCCAGAACAACCAGCAGCAGCUCAGAGACCUGGGGAUUCUCUCAGUGCAAAUUGAAGGUGAAGGGGCCAUCAACGUGGCUAUGGGACCAAAUAGAGGGCAGGAGGUCAGAGUUAAUGGACCAAUUGGAGCACCUGGACAGAUGAGAAUGGAUGUUGGCUUCCCAGGUCAGCCUGGCCCAGGAGGAGUGAGGAUGCCUAAUCCGUCAAUGGUUCCCCCUGGGCCUGGCAUGGCAGGUCAGGCUAUGGUUCCAGGCAGUAGUGGACAGAUGCAUCCUCGUGUCCCCAGACCACCUUCACAGACAGAUGUUAUGGAUCCAAUGAUGCCAGGUAUGUCAGUUCAGCAGCAACAGCAACUUCAGCACCAACAAGCAGGUCCCCAUGUCUCCAGCCAAAUACCUCCUCAGGCUGCCCAUCACAUGCAGGCUUUACAGGCUGGGAGGCCGCUCAACCCGGCAGCUCUUCAGCAACUACAACAACAGCAUCACCAACAGCAACAGGCCCAGCAGCAAGUUCAGCUCUCCCAGCUUGGACCUCGACCUCCGUUUAACCCAUCAGGCCAGAUGGCUGUGCCUCCUGGCUGGAACCAGUUACCCCCUGGGGUCCUCCAACAACAAGCUGCCCAAGGAGGCCCUGCUUGGAGAAAACCUCCACCACAAGGCCAGAUUGUUCAACGCCCACCAUCUCUUGCUACGGUUCAGACCCCCAGCCACCCCCCGCCUCCUUACCCAUUUGGCAGCCAGCAAGCUGGGCAGGUAUAUAAUGCCAUGGGACAAGGGCAGUUACAGCAACAGCAAGCAGGAGUGGGUCAGUUUGCCACACCCCAACCAAAAGGUCCACAGGCGGGCCCUGGUGGGGUUGCAGGACCACCCAGAGUCCCUGCACCCCUUCCACCAACAUCUGGGUCGCAGGGCAAUCUUACUGCCAAGUCCCCUGGUUCCUCGUCGUCUCCUUUUCAGCAAGGAUCACCAGGAACUCCUCCCAUGAUGGCUCAGAGACCAACAACUCCACAGGGUUUCCCCCAGGGCGUCGGUUCCCCAGGAAGAGCAGCACUUGGCCAACAGGGUAACAUGCAACAAGGGUUCAUGGGUAUGCCUCAGCAUGGACAGCCCGGGGCCCAAGUUCACCCAGGCAUGCAAAAGCGUCCCAUGGGAUUCCCAAACCCAAACUUUGUCCAGAGUCAGGUGAGUGCAAGCACUCCAGGAACCCCAGGUGAGGAGCCAAUCAACAGUUACAAAACAGCCAAGCUAUGGCUCACACAGGAGCUCAGCCAUCGUCCUCUGUACCUAACCCCAUGCAGGGACCACCCCAUGUCCAACCCAAUGUUAUGGUUGCACAGAGUAGCAUGGCAGGUGCGCCCCCUGGUACAACCGCUGGACCCAUUAUGGGACAGCAACAGCCUGGCCUUCAGGACCCAGAUGAUAGGCCUCCAGCAUCAGGCCCAGCCCGUGUCCUCCUCCCCCAGCCAGAAGGUUCAAGGCCAGGGUGCAGGUCAAACUGUCCUCUCAAGGCCCCUUAGUCAAGGCAGAGGGGAGGGAUGACCCCACCCAAGCAAAUGAUGCCUCAGCAGGGCCAGGGGGUGAUGCAUGGGCAGGGUCAGAUGGUUGGAGGCAAGGGCACCAGGCCAUGCUCCUGCAGCAGCAACAAAAACUCCAUGAUGGAGCAAAUGGUUGCCAACCAGAUGCAAGGCAACAAGCAGGCAUUUGGAGGCAAGAUUCCAGCUGGGGUCAUGCCUGGACAGAUGAUGCGAGGCCCUUCUCCAAACGUUCCCGGAAACAUGGCUCAGUUCCAGGGCCAGGUUGGCCCACAGCAGAUGACUCCACAACAGCAACAGCAGCAAAUGGCUCAACUCCAACAACAGCAGUUACAACAGCAGCAACAGCACCAGUUGCAACAGCAACAACUACAGCAGCAACAACAGCAACAACAUCAGCAGUUGAACCAGCAACAGUCCCAGCAGGUUCCUAUUCCUGGGAAUCCUAAUCAAGUUAUGGGCAUGCAUGGGCAGCAGAUGAGGCUCCCUGCUGGUCAUCCUCAUAUCCAACAACAGUUGCAACAGCAGCAAUUACAGCAGCAGCAGAAACAGCAGCAACAGGCCAUGUUACAACAACAGCAACAACAACAGGUAGCCCAACAACACCCACAUGCUUUGGGAGAUCCUACUAGUGGGACAGGAGACCUAGGCGUCCAACAGAUGGUCCCUGAUAUGCAGACACAGCAGCAGCAAGGCAUGAUGACAGGCCCUCAGCACAUGCAGAUGGGAAAUGGCCAUUUUGCAGGUCAUGGAAUGAAUUUUAAUGCACAGUUCCCCGGUCAGAUGCCAAUGGGAGGACCCUGCGUACAGCCAGGAGGUUUUCCUGUCAACAAGGAUGUAACACUGACAAGCCCACUGCUGGUCAACCUGCUGCAGAGUGAUAUUUCAGCCAGUCAGUUUGGGCCAGGAGGAAAACAGGGAACAGGGGCGGGCAAUCAGGCCAAACCUAAAAGAAGAAACCUGCACGAAAGAAGAAGCCCAAGAGGGAGAGGGACAACAGCAAGGAGAAGGACUUGGUGGUCUUGAUGUUGCUUCUGGCAUGGAUGAUUCAGAAUUGCCAAAUCUUGGUGGGGAACAAAAUUUGGGCUUAGACGGCUCAGGCCCAAAACUCCCUGAUUUUUUCCAACAGGCCUGCAGGGUUCCUGGACAACCUGGAGACCAGAGAGUAUUGCAGCAGGUACCCAUGCAGUUCAUGCAGCAGCAGCAGCAACAACAACAACAACAACAACAACAACAACAACAACAACAACAGCAACAACAACAGCAGCAGCAACAGCAACAACAGCAACAUCAACAACAACAACAACAACAACAAAUGCAGCACAUGCAACAGCAGCAAAUACAACAACAACAACAAAUACAGCAGCAGCAGCAACAAAUGCAACAACAAAUGCAACAGCAGCAGAUGCAGCAGCAACAGUUACAACAACAACAGCAGAUGCAGCAACAGCAGCAGAUGCAACAGAUGCAACAGAUGCAGGGUCUACAGAAUGCUCAAGGUCAGCAGGGAAUGACAGGGCCACAGACUUCAGGUCAAGCUCAGCCCCAGAUGCACCCUCAUCAGCUGCAACAACAGCAGCAGCAGCAGCAACAGCAGCAGCAGCAGCAAACUCAACAGCCACAUCUACAACAGCAGCAACAACAACAACAGCAGAUGAUGAUGAUGCUGAAGAUGCAGCAGGAGCAAGCAAAGAAUCGCAUGUCACUUCCUCCAGUAGGGCAGCUCCCUCCUCGGGGAAUGGGAAAUCCACCUGAGGUACAGAGGCUGCCUGUCUCACAGCAAGGAAACAUGCCUGUAAUGAUCAGCCUUCAAGGACAUGGAGGGGUACCACCGUCACCUGACAAAGCCAGGGGGAUGCCCCUGAUGGUAAACCCCCAGCUUGCAGGUGUUGCACGAAGGAUGUCCCAUCCCGAAGUAGGGCAGGGCCCUCAACCAACUGGAUCUGAAGAGGCUUCUGCAGGGGCCCAUCCAAAACCGGACGGCCUGGUUGGCUCAGAAAUUGUGGCGCAGCCAGGAAAUGGGACACAGCAAAUGAUGGCCAAUCAGGGCUCUAACACUCACAUGAUGAAACAGGGCCCUGGUCCAUCACCAAUGCCCCAGCACACUGGAGCCAGUCCUCAGCAGCAGUUGCCCACACAGCCUCAACAAGGAGGACCCAUGCCAGGAAUUCAUUUCCCUAAUGUCCCAACGACGUCACAGAGCUCCAGGCCCAAAACUCCCAACAGAGCCAGCCCAAGGCCCUACCACCACCCUCUCACCCAACAAAUCGUCCACCAAGUACUGAGCCAUCUGAAAUCAACCUCUCUCCCGAAAGAUUGAAUGCCUCUAUUGCCGGGCUGUUUCCUCCCAAAAUUAACAUUCCUCUUCCUCCAAGGCAGCCUAACCUCAACAGGGGGUUUGACCAGCAAGGUCUAAACCCAACUACAUUAAAAGCCAUUGGGCAGGCCCCUCCUGGUCUAACUUUACCAGGCAACAACAACAAUGGUAGUGCAGGUGGAAAUAACACUAACAACAAUCAACAGCCUUUCUCUACUGGCACUGGUGCAGGAGGUGUAGGCACUAAACAGGACAAGCAGCCAGGGGUGCAGGGUAAGCGGGCAAGUCCCAGCAAUAGUCGAAGAUCAAGUCCAGCCUCUAGCCGUAAGUCAGCCACUCCAAGUCCAGGGAGACAGAAAGGGACAAAGAUGGCCAUCAGCUGCCCUCCCAACCAGCAGCAGUUAGUCAACAACCAGGGGCAAACAAUGAUGCUUAGCCCUACCUCAGUACCCCCAAGUCCAGUGUCUUUGCCUUCACAAGUCAGUGGGGGCAUAGAUGCACAGCAAACCCCAGAACCUCUUCCACGGAAUGCAAGGAACCCCUGUUGAGGGAGUCAGGGAUAGUCAUGGAAUGAUGACUGCCGAGCAGCGACACAUGCCUCAGUCUCAACCCCAACCCCAACCCAGCCACAGUCUUUGAGAGAGUUAUCAGCUCCCAGAAUGGCAAGUCCUCGUUUCCCCUUGCCACAGCAACCUAAACCUGACUCAGAACUGCAGGCUGGCAUGGUUGAUCGGAAGCCCGCACAAGCAGCACCUUCGCAGGACUCUGAGGUCUCGCCCACUCUCAGGACAGCCCCAACCUCCCUCAACCAGCUACUGGAUAACACGGGUAUUCCGAACAUGCCUCUUCGUUCCAUACAGAGUAAUACUGUAAGGGAUGGUUUAGGAAAGGACAGUCCAAAGUCUGCUUUAGAUCCAGAGAGAUCACUUCAUAGUAAUUCCCAGAGUACAGAUUUGUCUGCGUCUGUCCCAACCACUGCCACUGUAACUGAAUCAGAAGCCAAACUCAAACCUGCUGUCCUUGUCUCUACUAGCAGUCCUAAUUUGCAGCUUACUUCAAUUACCAACUCACAUUCGAGCACUAACAUAAACUCAAAUACUGCCCCCAGUCUUAACCAAACCCCAUUCCCAGUGUAGGUGUCAAUACCAAGUCAAAAUGUAAACCUAACUGCCACCCCUCAGUACUACCACUAUUCCCACCAUGAGUGUAAGCCCCAACCUAAUCACUUCCACUCAGAGCAGUCCUGCCUUGACUGUUAGUACUAGUUCUAACCCCAGCUCUGUUUCAAACCCACCUAGUUCAUCUGUAAAACUAAGUCCAAGCCCUAGUCCUAAACCUGUGACAACUGUUCAUUCUGUAAUACAAAUCCCUGCCUCCUCUACCACCAUAUCUCCCAAUCAAAUCACUGUAUUUGUCACCUCCAACCCCAUCACCUCUGCUCCCACACCCCAGGCACCAACAUCUAUGGUCUCCACGAUGGUGGCUGUCUCUAACAAAAACAUCAGACCUCAGGACAUUCGACAGCAGACCCCUGUACCCCGACCUCAGUUUAUCACCACCACCCCUGUGUUCAUCAACCCAAUUUCCAGGUCCCAGGUGCUUCUGUGGCACCAAUCCCAAUGUAGUAUCCCAGUCAGUCACCAUGGGUAGGGCCUAUCCAGGUUUCCACUACAAAUAUCCAACUUCCCUCUGCCCAAGCUCCACCCAGUCAUCAGGGGCUAAUGUGACCAGCUCUCAGCCACCUAGAAGUACUGUUGGACAGGUCCAGAUUACCACUAGUGUAUCCUCACCUGCCCCAGUUGGUAUCCUCCAAGCGCCUCAGCAAAAUAACCCAGGGGCUCUCAAAACAGAAAAUGUAGUUGAGACAGGUCCUGCUCAGAAGUCUAGUCCCCCUAUCCAGCAGCCCUCUCCCCACCCAAGCCCUUCAGCCUCAUCUCCCUUUCAGCCACCACUGGCUUCUCCUCCACCCUGCUCAAGUCAGUAGAAAGGCCUGCACAGGUACCUGCCAGGGGCCCGCGGGAGCGUUGACACCAAAGAUCUGUCAUCCUCCUGCCACUCAGAUUGAAGUACUAGUGCCCCAAACCACUGCUGCUGCUGUGAAUAACAUUGCACUGCCUGCAAUUUCUUCUCCAAUUCCUAUUCCUGGCCAAGUUGCUCUCCCCACUCAGAUUGUUACCCAGGCUCCAUUGCCUGUUCCUGCUUCAGUUUCAAGCCCAGCCCAGGCUGUAACUACUAAAGCACCUGUUGUCACUGUAGUUGGAACUACCACAAGUGUCUCUUCUGCUACCUUGCCCGCAUCUUCUUCUGUCACUCCUGAAUCAAGUCCUGUACCGUCCAUUGUUCCAAUUGUUUCGGGACCUGGACCUGUUCAUGAUGUUCCACCUGCCACAUCCUUGCCAGUUGUCAACUCCGGUGGAGUUUUGACAGCUCAAUCAGAACCUCCAGCCGUGGAAACCUCCACUUCAGCCAGUUGCAGCCCCUGCUGAAACCUCUCAAACCACCCAAGCACCUGUUCAACCAGAAGCCCCACAAUUGCCGGAACCGGUUGCCAGUGAGAAGACAGGUGAAAGAGGUCCUCCACAGGAUCAGAGCAAGGAUGGGCAAAGAAAGAAAGGCGCCCAUCAACUUAGUCCCAAGAGCUGCUGUAGAGAAGCCCAAGGGACCGAGUAGACGCAGCUCCCGGGCUGAGAAGGAGGUUGAGGAGGAGCCAGUUCCGGACAGCGGCAUUAGGAAGAGAUCAGCAAGGCCUGGAACCAGGCUGCUGUGAAG
Notolabrus celidotus (New Zealand spotty) is the source of this 7203-nucleotide messenger RNA. RefSeq names its product nuclear receptor coactivator 6 (gene ncoa6). The record is from RefSeq and is a predicted model, not a curated record. The transcript has 16 exons. Bases 190 to 2124 code for a protein of 644 amino acids. Lineage: Eukaryota; Metazoa; Chordata; Actinopteri; Labriformes; Labridae. Gene Ontology annotation, cellular component: histone methyltransferase complex; transcription regulator complex; nucleus. Gene Ontology annotation, biological process: positive regulation of transcription by RNA polymerase II.